GUUAGCAGCACCAUGUGUGACUGAGAAGAACAUCUCUGAUUGUUGCAUACAGCAUUUUAUACGGGACAUUUAAGUUUUUUGGCACGCUUACUCUGUUCGUCGAAGUUUACGAAGAGUUACAAUUACCGGCUGUUUAAUGAACGUAUCUCGCGAUAUUUUUUCUCAGCUGAUGGAGCAGGUUGCAUGCCGACGCUGCUGCAGGAACCUCUGAUGAGUUUUUUUAGCUUGACAUGUUUAAAACAAGACCACUGUUAAGUGCCUUAGUUAACUACAGACAGUUGUUAGAGACAAACGUGCUAUAUUUACAGGUUUAAAGUUAUUGUGCACAAUGAGUGAAGAAGCCAGAGAUCAAGAGACAGCCAAGCUGUUAAAAAGGCCAAAUGAGGUGAAUGAGGACUCAGCUGAGAGCGCCACGAAGAGAAUAAAAGCAGAAGGGGAGCACAAUGAAGAUGACAAGAGGUUCCCAAAGAAGAAAGUGGUCCUUCUUUUGGCAUAUUCUGGAAAGGGAUACUAUGGCAUGCAGAGAAAUCCUGGAAACUCCCAGUUUAGAACGAUUGAAGAUGAUCUGGUCACUGCUCUAGUUAAAUCUGGUUGCAUUCCUGGAAACCACGGUGAUGACAUGAGGAAGAUGUCCUUCCAAAGAUGUGCCAGAACAGACAAGGGUGUUUCUGCUGCUGGUCAAGUGGUUUCACUGAAGCUCCGUUUGAUUGAGGACAUAAUAGAAAAAAUCAAUGAGAAUUUACCACCACAGAUCAGGGUGCUUGGGCUCAAGCGAGUGACCCAGGGAUUUAAUUCCAAAAAUAACUGUGAUGCCCGUACGUACGCCUACAUGCUCCCAACUGUAGCCUUUUCUCCUAAAGACUAUGACACCGAGAACAUAGCGGCAUUUCGUCUAGCAGCAGAGACUCUUCAGAAGGUGAACCAACUUUUUGCCCUCUACAAAGGCACCCAUAACUUCCACAACUUCACCUCCCAGAAGGCUCCAAGUGACCCCAGCGCCCGCCGCUACAUCACAGAGAUGUCCUGCGGAGAGCCUUUUGUCCGCAACAGCUACGAGUUUGCUGUGAUCACCGUGCGAGGCCAGAGCUUUAUGCUGCACCAGAUUCGCAAGAUGAUCGGCCUGGUGAUCGCAGUGAUCAGAGGCUUCGCCAAGGAGGAGGUGAUGGAGCGAAGCUGGGGUCAGGAGAAGGUGGACGUCCCAAAAGCUCCGGGACUCGGGCUGGUACUCGAGAGGGUUCACUUUGAUCGGUACAACAAGCGCUUCGGAGGGGACGGUCUGCAUGAGCGGCUAGAGUGGGAUCGCGAGGAGGAGGCGAUCAAGGCCUUCAAAGAGGCUCACAUAUAUCCUACCAUUGUCAAGACGGAAUGUGAGGAGGGCUCCAUGCUCAGCUGGAUGGCCACACUUCCCAGCCAUGACUUUGAAGCAACAGUUACUGGAACACAAGACAAUAAGGACCAAAAACAGGAGAAUGCAGAUGAAGGGAACGGCUCCGAUUAGACCGUCUGUGGAGAGACGCCUUUUUUAUUUUUUAUUUUUGGUAUUAUCUCUGAUUUUUUGUUUUAAAUAUUAAGAACAAUUAUGUUUAACAACUGGCAUAAUAAAAUAAUUAUCAAUUAUCUAA
Poecilia latipinna (sailfin molly) is the source of this 1622-nucleotide messenger RNA. Its product is annotated as tRNA pseudouridine synthase A, mitochondrial-like. Gene Ontology annotation, cellular component: nucleus. The record is from RefSeq and is a predicted model, not a curated record. Gene Ontology annotation, molecular function: pseudouridine synthase activity; RNA binding. The transcript is spliced from 6 exons. The coding region runs from base 329 to 1498 and encodes 389 amino acids. NCBI's taxonomy places the organism in Eukaryota, Metazoa, Chordata, Actinopteri, Cyprinodontiformes, Poeciliidae. Gene Ontology annotation, biological process: tRNA pseudouridine synthesis; mRNA pseudouridine synthesis.